AUGUGUUAUCUACUAGUGGAGCGAUUUUCGGUGUGCAGAUGUCUUUACUUUCAGCACGCGGUAGACCCGUGUGAAGCAUACGGCCAGCGUGGCCAUGUGGUGCAGGAGAAAACCGUCCUGGUCGGCUACACCUGUUCCCGACAUUCAUUGAGAUGCAACGGA
This is a messenger RNA of Aspergillus eucalypticola CBS 122712, 162 nucleotides long. RefSeq lists its product as uncharacterized. The record is from RefSeq and is a predicted model, not a curated record. The annotation marks the transcript as partial. NCBI's taxonomy places the organism in Eukaryota, Fungi, Ascomycota, Eurotiomycetes, Eurotiales, Aspergillaceae. The transcript has a single exon.